Messenger RNA from Lagenorhynchus albirostris (white-beaked dolphin), 918 nucleotides. RefSeq lists its product as uncharacterized. Lineage: Eukaryota; Metazoa; Chordata; Mammalia; Artiodactyla; Delphinidae. The record is from RefSeq and is a predicted model, not a curated record.
GCCUUGGCCCCCUGUGUCAUCUCCCUUCUGUUAUCCUCUGGCAGCUUCCUUGCAUCUUAUUUGUCCCCAAGCCAUGUCCAGGGUGCCCUUGACCCUUGCCUGCUACAUUCUGUCAGCUUCCUUUGCCCAGGCUCCUUUAGGGUGUCUCCCACCCUACAGCUGAGAGGAGGAGGUGACAAGGGGAACUUAACCUGGGCCCCUCCCUGUAGGAGUCCCUGUGCCAGCCCCACCACAUCCUGGAAGAGGAGGGGGCCCCGGGAAGGGGCCUCCCCUACAUCGCUGCUGUCAUCCAUGCACUGCUGGAACGGCCUUAGGGGUUGAGGUCGGGGUGCAGGGCCCGACCCGGCGGGAACCCCAGGAACAGAGAAGACAGCCACACCUGGGCUCUGCUCUCUAGCGAGGACUGGUGAGGGCGGCCUCGGGCCUGGCCCUGUGCCUCGGGCACCUGUCUGCCCGGGAGCUUGGAAGCAGGCUGGCCCAGCAAGGCGCGAGGCCGCCUCUGGGCGUGGUCGAGGGUAUGGGAUGGAAGACUGGGGGCUGGGUGUCGUGUCACGUGCAAUAAACGGAAGCCGGAAGCCCUCUAGGUUGCCCCUUAGCUGUGUGUGUGUGUGUCUGCGAACGAGCGGUGUGUGCUGGGGACGGUGUAGCUUCCACGUGCGGGCGCCGCAGUUCCCUCUGGCCGUUUUCACCCUUCCGUGCGGCCCCGCUGUCCGCGCCGCCAGGAGGCGCUCGCGGGCUCCCGGCGGGACCGUGCGCCACGUGGCCCGGAAACGCGCUGGACGCCUGCGCCGCGAAGCCUUGAGAGGUGGGCCGCAAGCUGGGCGCGCAGGGCAGCGCGGGCCGCUGAGGGAGGCUGCGCCCGAGUGGGAGCCGGGAGGUGCCAGGCGGGCGGCGCGGGGCCCUGACCUGCCCUCCCCG